CAGUUGCGUCCAGUGAAGCACUGUUUAAUAAUUUGUCGGUAUUCUGUUUUGCUACACUCAUACGGAAUCCAUUACGAAAGUAGUUAGCACGUCAUCGUUGAAUAGCAUCGUGGAUAAUAUAGUAACAAAGAAGCAACGUUGUUGAAUCUUUAUAUUGCUGAUUUGCACGUUUUCUCGAAAAAAAUUGGGAAGCAAAGCAGCGAAAAUGAAGAUUUUAAUCGCGCUCAGCGCGAUUCUAGCUGUAUGUAAUGCUAGAGUGGUAAUUAAUGCUGUUGAUCCAACUGAUGCUCGCCUUCUGGGCCAAGAGAAAUGUACAUGGGGACCUUCGUAUUGGUGUGAAAAUAUUAAAACUGCAUCGGGAUGUAAUGCCACAAAACAUUGUAUUAAAACAAUAUGGGCGGAUAUGAAAGUACCAGAAGAUAAUGAUAGUGUUUGUGACAUUUGCAAAGAUAUGGUUCAACAAGCUCGUGAUCAACUAGAGAGCAAUCAAACCCAAAAUGAUUUGAAAGAUGUUUUUGAAGGAAGUUGCAAACUAAUACGCAUUAAACCAAUUGUAAUCGAAUGCGUAAAAAUUGUAGAUCAAUAUAUUCCUGAUCUUGUGGAGACAUUGGCAUCGCAAAUGAAUCCAUCAGUUGUUUGUUCCGUAGCUGGUCUUUGUAAUUCAGCUCAUAUUGAUAAAUUACUGAAAGAAUCUACAAUUAAGGUUAAUAAAAUGAAGACUUUGGAUGAUGAUGAACUUGAGCCUGAUGAAUGUACCAAAUGCCAUACGGUUGCAGCACAUAUGGAAUAUAAACUAAAUCACACUCCACGUGAUAAGAUGUUGAAGCAAAUGCUUAAUUUAUGUGCACAAUUUGAUACUUUUACAGAUGCUUGUUCAGCAACAGUUUUGACUUACUUUAAUACAAUAUAUGAUCAUUUACAAAAAAAUUUCAAUACUCAAAAUGUAUGUCAUUUAUCUGGACAAUGCAGUGCUAACUUCCACAAACAUGAAGAUACAGAUAAGACUCCGAAAGUAGAAAUUAGACCACUAUCAAGUGUUGGUAUGGUUGAUGUGAACGAUGAUCUUCCAUGUAAAUUGUGUGAACAACUUGUUGGACAUUUAAGAGAUCUUUUAGUAGCUAAUACUACAGAAGUGGAAUUCCGCCUAGUUUUAGAUGGAUUGUGCAAACAAACAAAGUCGUUCAGAAGCGAAUGUACAUCCAUAGUUGAUGAAUAUUACCCAGAAAUUUAUUCGUAUCUUACAAAAAAUCUAAAUACUUAUGCUGUUUGCCAAAUGUCCGGACUAUGCCCUGUUCCCGGUAAAACAAUUCAGAAUGAACCAAUUUGGCCAUUGGUACCUAACAAUGUAGCAGAAAUUGGAAUACGUAUUUUCCAAGAUUCAGAGAAGAAAUUAAAAAGUGAAAAACAUGAGGAAUUGACUAAAACAGAAGUGGAAGCAAUGCAAUUGCCUAUUGAAAGGAUGCUGCCUUUCCCGAUGUCCAUGGCUCAACAGGAUGUUAAAGGAAAAGAAUCAUGUGUACUUUGUGAAUAUGUGUUACAUUCUAUGCAAGAGUUCAUAACGAAUCCUGUUAAUGAGGAAAAACUAAAACAAAGACUAGAAUACAUAUGCAAGAAAUUACCAGAAAGUGUAGAAGGUGAAUGUUCCGAAUUUGUAGAUAAUUAUGGAGACGUUAUUGUAGCUAUACUAGCUCAAGAAAUUGACCCAUCCCAAGUAUGCCCAAUGUUACGUCUCUGUCCUACUAAUGAGUUAAUGCAAAUCUGGGACAGUAUUCCAGCAAAAUAUAUGCUUGAAGAAACAAAGAAAAAACCUGGUUGUCCAUUAUGUUUGCUUGCUAUAACACAAAUUUAUAAUGUUAUCAAAAAUGAUAAGACCGAGAAAAACAUCGAAUCUGCGCUGGACAAAUUGUGCAUUACUUUACCGCGAAGUUUGUCCGAAGAAUGUCAAGACUUAGUGAAAGGUUACAGUAAAGAGAUUGUAGAAUUGCUCAUAGCAGACUUGACACCUCAAGAAAUAUGUGUUUAUAUUAAAAUGUGCGAUGACACAAAAGACGUUGGCCCAAAAAACACAUUCAUUACCGACGAAAAUGGCGAAAUUUUAACUAAUGAAAUACCAGAUUCUUCAGUAAGCUCUGACAUAUGGCUGCAGAGAGCAAGUGUUAAUUGUGAUAUUUGUAAACAAGCUUUACGUUAUAUUGAAAAAGAAAUUGGUAGUGAUAAAGAAAAGCAUAAAAUUGAAAAUACAGUGCAGAAUGUAUGCAAGCAUCUUCCAAAGACACUUUCUCAAUCAUGCAGUAGUUUCGUUACCAAACAUGGCGAUGCUAUAAUCACUGCUAUUAUAAAAGAUGUUAGCCCCAACCUAGUUUGUGGAAUCCUAGGAAUAUGCACAACAUUCAUGGAAAACGCAUUUCAAGUCACUGAAGCAAAACCAAUAAGUCCUGCGAGUUCCGAGACAGAGUUGGAGGAUGCAGGAGUUGCUACUUUUAUUGUUUGUGAAGCAGCUAUGCGCGUUAUUGAUCACGAACUUGGUAGCGACAAGGGAAAGCAGAAAGUUGAGAAUGCCGUGCAUCAUGUAUGUAACAAACUUUCGAAAAAGUAUUCUGAGUCGUGCAACAACUUUGUUAACAAACAUGGCGAUCAAAUCAUCGAUGUUAUUACAAAAGGUGUCACUGCUAAACGUGUGUGCACAGUUAUAGGAUUAGCCUCAUUACCAGUUGCAGAGGAAUUCGAAGUCACAGAUGAAAAACCAGUAAGUUCUGCAAGUUCUGAGACCGGGCUUGAGGACGCAGGAGCUGCUACUACCCUUGCUUGUAAAACUGCAAUGGAGGUUAUUGAGAAAGAACUUGGUAGCGAUAAGGGAAAGCAAAAAGUUGAAAAUGUCGUGCAUCAAGUAUGUAACAAGCUUCCGAAAAAACUUUCUCAGCCGUGCAACAAUCUUGUUAACAACCAUGGCGAUCAAAUCAUCGAUGUUAUUAUAAAACAUGUCAGUCCCAAUCAAGUGUGCAAAGUUAUAGGAUUAGCCUCAUUACCAGUUGCAGAGGAAUUCGAAGUCACUGAAGCAAAACCAAUAAGUCCUGCGAGUUCCGAGACAGAGUUGGAGGAUGCAGGAGUUGCUACUUUUAUUGUUUGUGAAGCAGCUAUGCGCGUUAUUGAUCACGAACUUGGUAGCGACAAGGGAAAGCAGAAAGUUGAGAAUGCCGUGCAUCAUGUAUGUAACAAACUUUCGAAAAAGUAUUCUGAGUCGUGCAACAACUUUGUUAACAAACAUGGCGAUCAAAUCAUCGAUGUUAUUACAAAAGGUGUCACUGCUAAACGUGUGUGCACAGUUAUAGGAUUAGCCUCAUUACCAGUUGCAGAGGAAUUCGAAGUCACAGAUGAAAAACCAGUAAGUUCUGCAAGUUCUGAGACCGGGCUUGAGGACGCAGGAGCUGCUACUACCCUUGCUUGUAAAACUGCAAUGGAGGUUAUUGAGAAAGAACUUGGUAGCGAUAAGGGAAAGCAAAAAGUUGAAAAUGUCGUGCAUCAAGUAUGUAACAAGCUUCCGAAAAAACUUUCUCAGCCGUGCAACAAUCUUGUUAACAACCAUGGCGAUCAAAUCAUCGAUGUUAUUAUAAAACAUGUCAGUCCCAAUCAAGUGUGCAAAGUUAUAGGAUUAGCCUCAUUACCAGUUGCAGAGGAAUUCGAAGUCACUGAAGCAAAACCAAUAAGUCCUGCGAGUUCCGAGACAGAGUUGGAGGAUGCAGGAGUUGCUACUUUUAUUGUUUGUGAAGCAGCUAUGCGCGUUAUUGAUCACGAACUUGGUAGCGACAAGGGAAAGCAGAAAGUUGAGAAUGCCGUGCAUCAUGUAUGUAACAAACUUUCGAAAAAGUAUUCUGAGUCGUGCAACAACUUUGUUAACAAACAUGGCGAUCAAAUCAUCGAUGUUAUUACAAAAGGUGUCACUGCUAAACGUGUGUGCACAGUUAUAGGAUUAGCCUCAUUACCAGUUGCAGAGGAAUUCGAAGUCACAGAUGAAAAACCAGUAAGUUCUGCAAGUUCUGAGACCGGGCUUGAGGACGCAGGAGCCGCUACUACCCUUGCUUGUAAAACUGCAAUGGAGGUUAUUGAGAAAGAACUUGGUAGCGAUAAGGGAAAGCAAAAAGUUGAAAAUGUCGUGCAUCAAGUAUGUAACAAGCUUCCGAAAAAACUUUCUCAGCCGUGCAACAAUCUUGUUAACAACCAUGGCGAUCAAAUCAUCGAUGUUAUUAUAAAACAUGUCAGUCCCAAUCAAGUGUGCAAAGUUAUAGGAUUAGCCUCAUUACCAGUUGCAGAGGAAUUCGAAGUCACUGAAGCAAAACCAAUAAGUCCUGCGAGUUCCGAGACAGAGUUGGAGGAUGCAGGAGUUGCUACUUUUAUUGUUUGUGAAGCAGCUAUGCGCGUUAUUGAUCACGAACUUGGUAGCGACAAGGGAAAGCAGAAAGUUGAGAAUGCCGUGCAUCAUGUAUGUAACAAACUUUCGAAAAAGUAUUCUGAGUCGUGCAACAACUUUGUUAACAAACAUGGCGAUCAAAUCAUCGAUGUUAUUACAAAAGGUGUCACUGCUAAACGUGUGUGCACAGUUAUAGGAUUAGCCUCAUUACCAGUUGCAGAGGAAUUCGAAGUCACAGAUGAAAAACCAGUAAGUUCUGCAAGUUCUGAGACCGGGCUUGAGGACGCAGGAGCCGCUACUACCCUUGCUUGUAAAACUGCAAUGGAGGUUAUUGAGAAAGAACUUGGUAGCGAUAAGGGAAAGCAAAAAGUUGAAAAUGUCGUGCAUCAAGUAUGUAACAAGCUUCCGAAAAAACUUUCUCAGCCGUGCAACAAUCUUGUUAACAACCAUGGCGAUCAAAUCAUCGAUGUUAUUAUAAAACAUGUCAGUCCCAAUCAAGUGUGCAAAGUUAUAGGAUUAGCCUCAUUACCAGUUGCAGAGGAAUUCGAAGUCACAGAUGAAAAACCAGUAAGUUCUGCAAGUUCUGAGACCGGGCUUGAGGACGCAGGAGCUGCUACUACCCUUGCUUGUAAAACUGCAAUGGAGGUUAUUGAGAAAGAACUUGGUAGCGAUAAGGGAAAGCAAAAAGUUGAAAAUGUCGUGCAUCAAGUAUGUAACAAGCUUCCGAAAAAAGUUUCUCAGCCGUGCAACAAUCUUGUUAACAACCAUGGCGAUCAAAUCAUCGAUGUUAUUAUAAAACAUGUCAGUCCCAAUCAAGUGUGCAAAGUUAUAGGAUUAGCCUCAUUACCAGUUGCGGAGGAAUUCGAAGUCACAGAUGAAAAACCAGUAAGUUCUGCAAGUUCUGAGACCGGGCUUGAGGACGCAGGAGCCGCUACUACCCUUGCUUGUAAAACUGCAAUGGAGGUUAUUGAGAAAGAACUUGGUAGCGAUAAGGGAAAGCAAAAAGUUGAAAAUGUCGUGCAUCAAGUAUGUAACAAGCUUCCGAAAAAACUUUCUCAGCCGUGCAACAAUCUUGUUAACAACCAUGGCGAUCAAAUCAUCGAUGUUAUUAUAAAACAUGUCAGUCCCAAUCAAGUGUGCAAAGUUAUAGGAUUAGCCUCAUUACCAGUUGCAGAGGAAUUCGAAGUCACUGAAGCAAAACCAAUAAGUCCUGCGAGUUCCGAGACAGAGUUGGAGGAUGCAGGAGUUGCUACUUUUAUUGUUUGUGAAGCAGCUAUGCGCGUUAUUGAUCACGAACUUGGUAGCGACAAGGGAAAGCAGAAAGUUGAGAAUGCCGUGCAUCAUGUAUGUAACAAACUUUCGAAAAAGUAUUCUGGGUCGUGCAACAACUUUGUUAACAAACAUGGCGAUCAAAUCAUCGAUGUUAUUACAAAAGGUGUCACUGCUAAACGUGUGUGCACAGUUAUAGGAUUAGCCUCAUUACCAGUUGCAGAGGAAUUCGAAGUCACAGAUGAAAAACCAGUAAGUUCUGCAAGUUCUGAGACCGGGCUUGAGGACGCAGGAGCUGCUACUACCCUUGCUUGUAAAACUGCAAUGGAGGUUAUUGAGAAAGAACUUGGUAGCGAUAAGGGAAAGCAAAAAGUUGAAAAUGUCGUGCAUCAAGUAUGUAACAAGCUUCCGAAAAAACUUUCUCAGCCGUGCAACAAUCUUGUUAACAACCAUGGCGAUCAAAUCAUCGAUGUUAUUAUAAAACAUGUCAGUCCCAAUCAAGUGUGCAAAGUUAUAGGAUUAGCCUCAUUACCAGUUGCAGAGGAAUUCGAAGUCACAGAUGAAAAACCAGUAAGUUCUGCAAGUUCUGAGACCGGGCUUGAGGACGCAGGAGCUGCUACUACCCUUGCUUGUAAAACUGCAAUGGAGGUUAUUGAGAAAGAACUUGGUAGCGAUAAGGGAAAGCAAAAAGUUGAAAAUGUCGUGCAUCAAGUAUGUAACAAGCUUCCGAAAAAACUUUCUCAGCCGUGCAACAAUCUUGUUAACAACCAUGGCGAUCAAAUCAUCGAUGUUAUUAUAAAACAUGUCAGUCCCAAUCAAGUGUGCAAAGUUAUAGGAUUAGCCUCAUUACCAGUUGCGGAGGAAUUCGAAGUCACAGAUGAAAAACCAGUAAGUUCUGCAAGUUCUGAGACCGGGCUUGAGGACGCAGGAGCCGCUACUACCCUUGCUUGUAAAACUGCAAUGGAGGUUAUUGAGAAAGAACUUGGUAGCGAUAAGGGAAAGCAAAAAGUUGAAAAUGUCGUGCAUCAAGUAUGUAACAAGCUUCCGAAAAAACUUUCUCAGCCGUGCAACAAUCUUGUUAACAACCAUGGCGAUCAAAUCAUCGAUGUUAUUAUAAAACAUGUCAGUCCCAAUCAAGUGUGCAAAGUUAUAGGAUUAGCCUCAUUACCAGUUGCAGAGGAAUUCGAAGUCACUGAAGCAAAACCAAUAAGUCCUGCGAGUUCCGAGACAGAGUUGGAGGAUGCAGGAGUUGCUACUUUUAUUGUUUGUGAAGCAGCUAUGCGCGUUAUUGAUCACGAACUUGGUAGCGACAAGGGAAAGCAGAAAGUUGAGAAUGCCGUGCAUCAUGUAUGUAACAAACUUUCGAAAAAGUAUUCUGGGUCGUGCAACAACUUUGUUAACAAACAUGGCGAUCAAAUCAUCGAUGUUAUUACAAAAGGUGUCACUGCUAAACGUGUGUGCACAGUUAUAGGAUUAGCCUCAUUACCAGUUGCAGAGGAAUUCGAAGUCACAGAUGAAAAACCAGUAAGUUCUGCAAGUUCUGAGACCGGGCUUGAGGACGCAGGAGCUGCUACUACCCUUGCUUGUAAAACUGCAAUGGAGGUUAUUGAGAAAGAACUUGGUAGCGAUAAGGGAAAGCAAAAAGUUGAAAAUGUCGUGCAUCAAGUAUGUAACAAGCUUCCGAAAAAACUUUCUCAGCCGUGCAACAAUCUUGUUAACAACCAUGGCGAUCAAAUCAUCGAUGUUAUUAUAAAACAUGUCAGUCCCAAUCAAGUGUGCAAAGUUAUAGGAUUAGCCUCAUUACCAGUUGCAGAGGAAUUCGAAGUCACAGAUGAAAAACCAGUAAGUUCUGCAAGUUCUGAGACCGGGCUUGAGGACGCAGGAGCUGCUACUACCCUUGCUUGUAAAACUGCAAUGGAGGUUAUUGAGAAAGAACUUGGUAGCGAUAAGGGAAAGCAAAAAGUUGAAAAUGUCGUGCAUCAAGUAUGUAACAAGCUUCCGAAAAAACUUUCUCAGCCGUGCAACAAUCUUGUUAACAACCAUGGCGAUCAAAUCAUCGAUGUUAUUAUAAAACAUGUCAGUCCCAAUCAAGUGUGCAAAGUUAUAGGAUUAGCCUCAUUACCAGUUGCGGAGGAAUUCGAAGUCACAGAUGAAAAACCAGUAAGUUCUGCAAGUUCUGAGACCGGGCUUGAGGACGCAGGAGCUGCUACUACCCUUGCUUGUAAAACUGCAAUGGAGGUUAUUGAGAAAGAACUUGGUAGCGAUAAGGGAAAGCAAAAAGUUGAAAAUGUAGUGCGUCAUGUAUGUAGCAAGCUUCCGAAUAAACUUUCUCAGCCGUGCAUCAAUCUUGUUAACAACCAUGGCGAUCAAAUCAUCGAUGUUAUUAUAAAACAUGUCAGUCCCAAUCAAGUGUGCAAAGUUAUAGGAUUAGCCUCAUUACCAGUUGCGGAGGAAUUCGAAGUCACAGAUGAGAAACCAGUAAGUUCUGCAAGUUCUGAGACCAUGCUUGAGGACGCAGGACCUGCUACUUUUAUUGUUUGUGAAGCAGCUAUGCGCGUUAUUGAUCACGAACUUGGUAGCGACAAGGGAAAGCAGAAAGUUGAGAAUGCCGUGCAUCAUGUAUGUAACAAACUUUCGAAAAAGUAUUCUGGGUCAUGCAACAACUUUGUUAACAAACAUGGCGAUCAAAUCAUCGAUGUUAUUACGAAAGGUGUCAGUCCCAAUCAAGUGUGCAAAGUUAUAGGAUUAGCCUCAUUACCAGUUGCAGAGGAAUUCGAAGUGUCUGAUGAAAAGCCAACAAGUUCUGCAAGUUCUGAGACCGAACUAGAGGACGCUGGAAUUGGUGCUUUUGUUGCUUGUGAUGCUGCUCUCCACAUUAUUGACAAAGAGCUUGGUAGCGACAAGGGAAAGCAGAAGGUUGAAAAUGUCGUGCAUCAUGUAUGUAACAAACUUCCGAAAACAGUGUCUCGGUCGUGCAACAAUUUUAUUAACAAGCAUGGCGACCAAGUCAUCGAUAUUAUUACCAAAGGUGUCAGUCCUACAACAGUGUGUAGUAUAAUGGGAUUAGUACCAGCGUCAAUGACAGAGCAACUGAAAGCGUCUGUAGUGGAAUGUGCUUUGUGCAAAGGAUUUAUAUCAGUAGUAGAUGAGCUUUUGGGAAAUUCAAACAUUGAUAAUAAUAUUACAAGUGUAGUAUCUAAAGCAUGUAAAUACUUACCAGCGAGUAAACAGAGCAAGUGCGUUGGAAUGAUAAAGGUUUAUGGUCCGAGUAUAAUAAAUCUUAUAGAACGCAAAACUAUAUCGAAAGAAAUAUGUAGUAAAAUAGGUAUUUGCGCACCUGCUGAUUAUUCGACAGUAUCUUUGGAAGGUUCAAGAAUUAAACGAUCUUACGAAAAAUACGGCAUAAAGCACUGUACAUGGGGACCUGCUUACUGGUGUUCCACAAAUGAAACAGCUUUCGAAUGUAAAGCUGUUGAACACUGCAAGGAACAUGUAUGGAAAGCUGAUUUUGCUCCACCAAAACAAGCUACUUUGAGUGCAGCAGAACCUAAUGCUUAACUUUAUAUUGAUAAAAUAAGUUGAACUACUUCUUCACACAAAGUUUUUGGAUUAUAGAUUGUUUAGUCAUAAGAAUUUCUUGUUUCUUGAUAACAUUACACGAAUGAUAUUAAGAAUGUAAUAUUAAUUUGUAAUGUAACAAUGCACUUUUCUUUAAAAAUAUAAAAAUGUGAUACCUUUGUUAAAA
Molecule: messenger RNA, 9419 nt
Organism: Colletes gigas
Lineage: Eukaryota; Metazoa; Arthropoda; Insecta; Hymenoptera; Colletidae
Gene: Sap-r
Exons: 34
Coding region: 206-9232 (3008 amino acids)
Biological process (GO): sphingolipid metabolic process
Cellular component (GO): lysosome
Source: RefSeq, a predicted model, not a curated record